AUGGCUUCCGCAGGGAAGCCUACCCUGGAUGACUCCCGCCGGGCGACGGGAUCACCUAAGAUGAAGGCACGAGUGACAAUGACUUACGUGGAUUGUACCAGUAGCAACAACAGUAGAAGACGGCUGAACGUCGACUCCCCGAGCUUUACACCCUCUCUACUAUCCUCCAAUGGCUCUUCGCCAACUACGGCAUCAGUUACAGCGAAGAAAGCCGCAACAAUAUCCCCCAAAGCUGCCAAUGCAGCUCCGUUCCAACCAAGGAAUAUAACUUCACCCUCGAACCCCCUUUCCGCGGCUAGUGCGGUCGGACCAGUCCAGGCCAACCCUUUUGCACAUGAUACUGCGGCGGCAGCUGCAGCACUGGGCGGCGCCUUUUUCGCCGGACAGUCCGGCUUCCAACAACCUGUCCAGUACCAUUUGUACGCUCCUAUUGGCCCUCAUAGUCAAAACACGCUGGGCUACCAACGGAAUGUUCAUGAUCUUUUCCUUCCCAAUGACUUCCGCGAAGAACUGCAGAAGAAAGCUGCAGCUACACUACAAACCUUACCGAACACCCAACUACCCGCUCAAGUCGAUUACUUCCAUUCCCUUGUCCCCUUGGACCUAAAUCACCAGAAGAACGCAACCAUCUUUGGCUUUCCCAGUUGGGUAUAUAAAGCGCAAUCCAGCAAAGAUGGCAAUUUCUAUGCUCUUCGAAGACUAGAAGGUUUUCGCUUGACAAAUGAGAAAGCGAUCCGAUCGGUUCAGGCGUGGAAACGAGUUUGUAACGGAAGCGUGGUAACAGUCCACGAUGCCUUUACCAGCAGGAGCUUCCAAGACAGCUCGCUGAUCUUUGUCACUGACUACCACCCUCUCUCUAAAACACUUGCCGAACAACACCUGGGUGCUGGGAAUAGGUUUCAAGGCCGGCAUAAUACGCACAUCCCUGAGCAGGUCCUGUGGGGCUAUAUGACCCAGAUCGCAAACGGCCUCAAGGCUAUCCACAGCAACGGGCUUGCCGCAAGGAUUCUUGAUCCCAGUAAAGUUCUCGUCACCGGCAAAAAUCGCAUUCGCCUGAACGCCUGUGCUAUCAUGGAUGUGGUCCAGUAUGAUACCCAGCGGUCUAUCGCCGAACUCCAACGUCAGGACUUGGUUAAUUUCGGACAACUCAUUGUGACUUUGGGCGCCAAUACGCCCAGUGUCAUGCAUAACCCCACCAAAGCUAUGGAACAUUUUACCCGUGCUUACAGUCCACAACUCAAGAAUUCGGUGUUCUGGUUGCUCAAUGGACUGCAGAAGGACCAAGACCGAAAUAUUGACAUCUUCAUAACUGGCAUUUCUUCGCAGUUAAUGUCAACAUUCGACUCAGCCCUCCAUCUGGACGAUGAACUGACGUCAGACUUGAGCCGGGAACUUGAGAAUGGCCGUUUGGUUCGUCUAGUGACCAAGUUGAAUUUCGUCAACGAGCGGCCGGAGUAUGAGCAUGAUCGGCAGUGGUCGGAGAAUGGGGAGCGAUACUUCCUUAAGAUGUUCCGCGACUACGUGUUCCACCAAGUUGAUGCUCAGGGUGACCCGGUCGUUGACCUGGGUCAUGUGCUUUCAUGUCUGAAUAAGUUGGAUGCGGGCACGGAUGAGAAAAUCACUUUGGUGAGUCGCGAUGAACAAAGUUGCUUUGUCGUUAGCUACAAAGACAUCAAGAAAGCACUGGAGUCGUCAUUUCAGGCGCUUCUGAAGCCCACCAGAAGGCUUCAUUAA
Molecule: messenger RNA, 1734 nt
Organism: Aspergillus oryzae RIB40
Lineage: Eukaryota; Fungi; Ascomycota; Eurotiomycetes; Eurotiales; Aspergillaceae
Product: PAN-complex poly(A)-binding subunit PAN3
Exons: 6
Coding region: 1-1734 (577 amino acids)
Biological process (GO): mRNA processing; nuclear-transcribed mRNA poly(A) tail shortening; protein phosphorylation
Cellular component (GO): PAN complex; P-body
Molecular function (GO): poly(A) binding; ATP binding; protein kinase activity
Source: RefSeq, a predicted model, not a curated record